CUGCUAAUUCUAUCCUCUGCCCGGGACGAUAGACUAGUAUCAAUCAGCUGACAGUGGAGCGGAGGGAGGGGAAGCACGCGACGAAGGAAGGAAGGAAGCAAGGAAGAGGAGACGAGAGGCGCAGCGAGCACGAAGAGCAGCUUCUCGCGGAUUAGUGCCGAGCAGCAGCAGCAGCAAAGCUGUAGCCAUGGCAGCGGCGUGCGCUUCGAGUGUGGUGGCCGGGGCCGCUGGAUUGAGAACAUCACCGACAGGGUUGGGACCAUGCUCGACGUCCAAGCAAGGCGCUGUGAGCUUCUCGUCAUGCGUGAGUCUGAGGGGCGACUGCGCGUCGCUGAGAAUGGCCGGCACGGCUUCCGCGAAUGCCGUUGCCGCGAGGCAGCCAUUCCAAGUGCUGGCUAUGGCUCCUCCCAAGCCCGCCGGGAAGGCCAAGAAAGUCGUCGGAAUUGUGAAGCUUGCCUUGGAAGCGGGUAAGGCCACUCCAGCGCCCCCAGUCGGUCCAGCUUUGGGUUCCAAGGGAGUGAACAUCAUGGCUUUUUGCAAGGAGUACAAUGCCAAGACAGCUGAUAAACCCGGGUACAUCAUCCCCGUCGAAAUCACAGUUUUUGACGACAAGAGUUUCACUUUCAUUCUGAAAACUCCUCCGGCGUCCGUUCUUCUGCUGAAAGCUGCCGGUGUAGCGAAGGGAUCAAAUAGUCCUCAAAAGGAGAAAGUAGGAAAAGUGACCAAGGACCAAGUAAGGAUUAUUGCGGAAGAGAAGUUACAAGACCUGAACUGUACAUCAAUCGAGUCUGCCAUGAGGAUCAUAGCAGGAACGGCCGCCAACAUGGGGAUAGACAUCGACCCUCCGAUUCUAGUCAAGAAGGAGAAAGUUUUAUACUAGUGAAAUCCGGUUUAGGUCUCUCCAGUUAAAUGUUAGUGAAAAGAAUAUUUACCCUGUAUCAAUCAAUUUAAAUGUAGCGUAGCCCCUGUCUCGCAAAUAUUCAUGUUCAAAGAGAGAUGUCUCUGGACUCAUUCAAGGCGCAUCAAUGGAGUCUCUGUGUACACUACUUGGAUCAGAGUCGUC
Messenger RNA from Marchantia polymorpha subsp. ruderalis, 1063 nucleotides. Lineage: Eukaryota; Viridiplantae; Streptophyta; Marchantiopsida; Marchantiales; Marchantiaceae. The record is from the annotation of a GenBank genome assembly.